Lycium barbarum (goji berry) is the source of this 978-nucleotide messenger RNA. Its product is annotated as chlorophyll a-b binding protein 21, chloroplastic. Gene Ontology annotation, biological process: response to light stimulus; photosynthesis, light harvesting in photosystem I. Bases 84 to 881 code for a protein of 265 amino acids. The transcript has a single exon. Lineage: Eukaryota; Viridiplantae; Streptophyta; Magnoliopsida; Solanales; Solanaceae. The record is from RefSeq and is a predicted model, not a curated record. Gene Ontology annotation, cellular component: chloroplast envelope; chloroplast thylakoid membrane; plastoglobule.
GAAGCCCUUGUAACUUCAUCUCAUCACAGCCAACUUCAACAAUAUUUCAAAUCAUCAAACACUUACUUUUCUCUUGAUAAACUAUGGCAGCUUCUGCAAUGGCUCUUUCUUCCCCUUCUUUUGCUGGACAGGCAGUGAAACUUUCACCAUCUGCCCCAGAAAUUUCUGGAAAUGGAAGGAUCUCCAUGAGAAAGGCUGUCGCUAAGCCUGCCGCAUCUAGCAGCCCAUGGUAUGGUCCAGACCGUGUUAAGUACUUGGGCCCAUUCUCCGGUGAGUCCCCAAGCUACUUGACCGGUGAAUUCCCAGGUGACUACGGGUGGGACACCGCUGGACUUUCAGCUGACCCAGAAACCUUUGCCAAGAACCGUGAACUUGAGGUGAUCCACUGCAGAUGGGCUAUGCUUGGUGCUCUUGGAUGUGUCUUCCCCGAGCUCUUGGCUCGUAACGGUGUCAAGUUUGGUGAGGCCGUGUGGUUCAAGGCUGGAUCCCAGAUCUUUAGUGAGGGUGGACUUGACUACUUGGGCAACCCAAGCUUAGUCCAUGCACAGAGCAUUUUGGCCAUCUGGGCUUGCCAAGUUGUCUUGAUGGGAGCAGUUGAAGGUUACCGUGUUGCUGGUGGGCCACUUGGUGAAGUUGUCGACCCACUCUACCCUGGUGGCAGCUUUGACCCAUUAGGCCUUGCUGAUGAUCCAGAGGCAUUUGCUGAGCUCAAGGUAAAGGAGAUUAAGAACGGCAGACUUGCAAUGUUCUCUAUGUUUGGAUUCUUCGUUCAAGCCAUUGUUACUGGAAAGGGUCCAUUGGAGAACCUUGCUGACCACCUUGCAGACCCCGUUAACAACAACGCCUGGUCCUACGCCACAAACUUUGUCCCCGGAAAAUGAAAACCUUAAAACAUUCUCAAAUUUCUGAUUGUUUGAUGACCGUGUAAAGCUGUUGUGUGCUACCUGACAAUAUAAUGAAAUUUUGUUUGUGUUUGAA